This is a messenger RNA of Clupea harengus (Atlantic herring), 1650 nucleotides long. RefSeq names its product melanoregulin (gene mreg). Gene Ontology annotation, cellular component: melanosome. Lineage: Eukaryota; Metazoa; Chordata; Actinopteri; Clupeiformes; Clupeidae. Gene Ontology annotation, biological process: melanosome transport. The record is from RefSeq and is a predicted model, not a curated record.
UUGUCCAUCUAAAGGAUUUUUGGAUGGACGGCUGAGAUCCCGACUUUGGAAAACCCUCCUCAGUAAAGGUCCACAAGUCGGUGGUGAGCCGGGCAUUGCGUGGAGGUCUUCUACACUAUUCUGAGACACCACUGACAGGUGACAGUCUUUUACUGUUACAUAAACCCAUACGUGAGUAAGUGAUGGGUGCGGCCUUCAAGAGGUUCUGUGCUCGUUUCUGCUGCUGCUGCUGCUGUGAGGAUGCUGAUGAGGAAGAGAAGAGACCCAUACUCGGGAAUGAGACGCUGGAGUAUUUCAACCGCGAAGCCCAAAAGAGGCGGGACCAGGAGACUAAUCUGUGGAGUGAGCCUGGGGACCCCUCCCACUCUGAGAGGGAUGACGACCGAACACUUUACAACCUGCUGCAGAAGAGAGAACAGACAAACAGAGGAUCACACAGAUUCCGUCGUCUGAGCGUGGACAUUGAAGCCAUGAGAGAGGUCAGGCGAGAGGUGCGGGACAAGUGGCAGAUGAUCUUGGAGAACCUGGGUUUCAUGGCUGAGGCGGAGGCCUUGCUGACGGUGUCAGCGGGAGCCUCGCUGGACCGCAUGAGGAACGCCCCGAAAUCCCGCGCUAUGCUGCAGACCCUCCACUCAGAGACCUCCAUCUUCUACAGCCGCAGCAAUGAGCCGCCGCCCGAGAGAUACCUCUUUAUAAUGGAUCGUUUGAUCUACCUGGAUGCGGCAGACGACUUUCUGGCGAAGGCCCGCAGAUUCUACCCUCCUAAAGGCAGCGAUGAUGAGGAAGAGGAGACUGGACUGGCCAUCAACCUGCCACUGCUGCUCGCCAGACUCGCCCAAGCCAGAGGCGAGGAGGAUGACGUGGAUGGAGAGGAGGGCAGCGGACAAGACGAGCCUGACUACAACGGCAGGGAUUGAACGAGAGCGGGAGGGAAGGAGGGAGGGAGGGGGAGAGAGGGGAUGUAAGGGGAGAUGAGGUGCAUGUUGGAGAGUUUAUGUGAGGUUGAUUGAGGGAGACAUUUCAAAUGAAGAGGUGGUGUAAUGGUUUUAAACUUUCAAAACCUGCGUUGUUGUUGUUGUAAUGCACCAGUGCAGUUCAUGACCUCUGAUAACAUGGUGAUAGAAUUCCCAAUUGUCAACAGUAUACAAAGAGUUUGCUUUAGUGAUGUAGUCCAUAAUUGUCAGGAUCUCUACUAGUUUUCAGCAGACUACAAUAUCAUGCAAUUAGAUCAUUCUAGACAUUUUGACCGGAUCUCAAAAUAAAACCAGCAAUUCCACCAAUAUUUCUUUGUUUGGAAAUUGGUACAGGCAGUAACAUUUUCUGUAUGUAAUUUGGUCAGACAACCACUACUUAUACACCCAUUUCAUUCGAUGCUUUCGAGCAAAUCGGUGACGUUGUGAGCGGAGUCUCCAGAGCGUGAGGCGGUGGCGUGGCAGAGAGGUGUGGGACUGAUUCCGAGCGCUCCACUGAAAUGCUUCAGGCCUCUGGUGUCCCUCCCCAGACACCAGGGCUGUCUCAUGAUCCCCAUACUGCUCUUCACUGUCUUUAAUGAAACAUUCAUGUGUCUUAGAGCAGAAAAACAAACAGCCUUGUCUGUGAUAGAGAGAGAGAGACAGAGAAGGACUGUGGAAGUGUGUGAUGAAAUGAUUA